Molecule: messenger RNA, 2469 nt
Organism: Sphenostylis stenocarpa
Lineage: Eukaryota; Viridiplantae; Streptophyta; Magnoliopsida; Fabales; Fabaceae
Source: the annotation of a GenBank genome assembly
AUGAUCGCUAUCCCCGUGUUCAACGUACACAAACCUUCUAUCAUCAAGCCUUUUUUCAUUGUGAGUUUUGUUGAUUUGAGAACCAUCGACCAUUUCUUAGUUAAUUACAUCUGUGUCACUGUUGCUGCUGCUCCUCGAGCCAGCACCUUGAGAUUUGGAAAGGUUGGGGUGAUCGUUGCAAAUUCGAGAAUGUUGGAUAAAACAAAAGACGAAACAGUGUCUUCGUUUGGUGCCAAGAGAAGUCCAUUUGAUACGAAGUUGUUGGUUCCAGAGUUGCAGAGGGAGAAGUGUGGGGUUUUGAAGGAGAAGAUAUUCACCACAUGGCGAUACAACUUGAAGUCUUUUCAUUUGGGUAUGGGCCCAAAUGCAUUUACUCGAUCACGGGGUGGUCUUCCAAUUAGAGAUGGAAUAUCUUUGAAUUCUGGUGUGCAUUCUGUUGCAGAUAUUCCACUUCAUGAUCAGUUUUCUUGUGGAAAUGACUAUGCCCUGAAGGUAAGAAAACCAUAUACAAUCACAAAGCAGAGAGAGAGGUGGACAGAUGAAGAACACAAGAAGUUCCUUGAAGCCUUAAAGCUAUAUGGCAGGGCCUGGCGACGGAUUGAAGAACAUGUUGGCACAAAGACUGCUGUUCAGAUUCGAAGUCAUGCUCAGAAGUUUUUUUCUAAGAUUGUUAGAGAGUCUAGUGGGAACAGCGCAGCCUUGGAGGAGUCAAUUGAAAUUCCACCUCCACGACCAAAAAGGAAGCCAACUCAUCCUUACCCUCGUAAGCUGGUUGAGAUUUCAAAGAAAGAGGUUUCCAACUCAGAACACCCUCUGAGGUCUAAUUCUCUUAAGUCAUCAGAUUUUGGUCAAGAAAACAAUUCUCCCAAGUCAGUGUUAUCUACAGUUAUUUCCGAAAACCUUGGUUCCUCCGAUUCAGAGACACCUACUGGAAGUUUGUCACCAGUCUCAUCCAUUAGCGGUGUCCCCACAGACAGAUUUGAGCUAGCUGAGCCCAAAGCAUCAUUUGAGGAAGAAGGGUCUCCACCAAGUUCAGCUCAUGAUGAGCAACCUCCCGUGAAACUGGAGCUCUUUCACAAAGAAAGUGUUUCUACCAAAGAUGAUGCAGCAGAAGAAUUAUCUGGUCGUACUCUGAAACUUUUUGGUAUCACUCUACUGGUAACAGAUACAAGCAAACCUUCUUCUCUAACAACGGAGCCAUGCAAACCAAUACCUGCGGCUGCAACGUAUCUUAUGCAACUUCAAAAUGGGUGUUCAGAUAUUGGAGAAGGUACUGCAAGUAUUGUGCCAAGGUGGACUUUUUCCCACAAUGCACUAUUUGUGCCACUUCAUAAGGAGUCAAAAGGGAAACAUCUAUACUCCAAUGUUGGAGAUUUUGAACGUAAAGAAGUUCAAAAGGAAGGAUCAUGGACUGGUUCAAGCACUAGUUCAAUUAAUGACGGAGACAACACUGAAAAAUCAGAUGAUCAAGCCAAGAGUCAUGUGCAUUGCUUUAGCAAAAGGGAUGGACAAUUGGACCUUCUUGAUCAUUCUUCACCAAGUGAAACAUCAACUAUAUUUGAGCUAAGGGUGAGUCCUAAAACCUGUGGGAAAGGUUUUGUACCAUAUAAAAGGUGCAUGGCAGAGAGAGAAAUCCAGUACUCAUCAGUAUGUGAUGAGGAGAGGGAAGAGCAACUUGCUGCAGCAGCAGCGUUCACACAAGCCAUUCUACUAACACUUGUCUCCUCUCACUACUCCUCUUCCUCCGACUCCGCUCCAUCUGUCCAAGCUUCACCCGAGUUCGCUGAGUGGCGAUCCGCACACGCCACCUACUACGCGGCAGCGGAUCCCCGCGAUGCCGUCGGCGGCGCGUGCGGCUAUGGGGACCUCGUCAAGGGCGGCUACGGCAUGGCCACUGUGGGCCUCAGCGAGACGCUCUUCGAGCGCGGCCAGAUCUGCGGCGCGUGCUUCGAGCUGCGCUGCGUGGACGACAACCGGUGGUGCAUCCCCGGCACCUCCAUCAUCGUCACGGCCACGAACUUCUGCGCCCCCAAUUACGGCUUCACGUCCGACGGCGGUGGCCACUGCAACCCUCCCAACAAACACUUCGUUCUCCCCAUCGAAGCCUUUGAGAAGAUCGCCAUUUGGAAAGCCGGCAACAUGCCCGUACAGUACCGCAGGAUAAAGUGUAGGAAGGAAGGAGGGAUUCGAUUUACUGUUACUGGUUCUGGAAUCUUCAUUUCGGUGCUGAUCAGCAAUGUUGCUGGCCAUGGAGACAUUGUGGCAGUGAAGGUGAAAGGGUCAAGAACUGGUUGGCUUCCCAUGGGUCGGAAUUGGGGGCAAAUUUGGCAUGUAAAUGCAUUGCUGCAGAAUCAACCUCUUUCGUUCGAAGUUACUGCAAGUGAUGGGAAAACAGUUACGUCUUACAGUGUUGCUCCCAAGGAUUGGACUUUUGGACAAACCUUUGAAGGCAAGCAAUUUGAGACUUGA